AUUGGUGUAUCUAGAGUCCACUUAAUAAUAUUUCUCCUUUUAAUAUUCCUCUUUCCGAAACGCAACGCAACGCCCACCACAGGCCAUCGAGCAUUAACGUAAUUGGAUUGCGGCGAAGGCGAUGGGUUACUUCGCAAAACCCAUCGUUCAUAAUCAUUGAUGAAACCUAAACCCUACUCCUACUCCUUUCUCUAUCUCAACAGAUAUUCCUGCGCCCAAUCUCGUCCCCUCAUGGCCCAAACCCCACCUUGUGAACACCCCGACGACCACCGCCACUUGGGCUUUCCGGCCCGGACCCUAAGCGGAGAGUCUCGGGCGGAACGGGCGUGGGCUCAUUGGGCCAAGUUGGGUCGACCCAGAUUCAUAGUGGCCCCCAUGGUCGACAAUUCGGAGUUACCGUUUCGAAUGCUGUGCCGCAAGUACGGUGCCCAGGGCGCGUACACGCCCAUGCUUCAUUCCCGCAUCUUCUCAGAGACCCAAAAAUACAGGAACGAAGAAUUCACCACUUGCGAGGAGGAUCGACCCCUCUUUGUUCAAUUCUGCGCCAACGAUCCUGAUGUGUUGUUGGAAGCUGCACGCAAGGUGGAGCCUUAUUGCGAUUAUGUUGAUAUUAAUCUUGGGUGCCCUCAGCGCAUUGCUAAGCGGGGAAACUAUGGUGCCUUCUUGAUGGAUAACCUUCCUCUUGUGAAAUCUCUUGUGGAAAAAUUGGCUGCUAACCUCCAGGUUCCUGUUUCGUGCAAGAUUAGGCUCUUUCCAAAUUUAGAGGACACUUUGAAGUAUGCUAAGAUGCUUGAAGAGGCUGGUUGUAUGCUUUUAGCUGUUCAUGGCAGAACAAGAGAUGAGAAGGAUGGGAAGAAAUUUAGAGCAGACUGGAAAGCUAUCAGGGCUGUGAAGGAUGCAGUCAGAAUCCCUGUCCUUGCGAAUGGGAACAUAAGGCAUAUGGAUGAUGUUAGAGACUGCUUAGCAGAGACUGGCGUAGAAGGGGUGCUUUCUGCUGAGACCUUGCUUGAAAAUCCAGCUGUAUUUGCCGGAUUUCGAACUGCUGAAUGGGUGUCUGAAAGCGAAGGCACCAAUGUGGAUGGAAAACUGGACCAGGCAGAUCUGCUAAUUGAGUAUUUGAAGCUGUGUGAAAAGUACCCUGUGCCAUGGAGAAUGAUUCGUUCUCAUGUUCAUAAAUUGUUGGGGGACUGGUUCAGCCUUCAGCCUCACAUCAGGGAGGAACUUAACAAACAAUCUAAACUGACUUUUGAAUUUCUCUAUGACAUGGUAGAUCGACUUAGGGAUACAGGUACAAGAAUUCCACUUUACAAAGUACCCGAGUAGAACUUACAGAAGACAGUUAGCCAGAUUAACACAGCUGCAUACCAACAUUUGGAGUUCAAAGUCAAGCCAGAACCUCAAUGAAAUAUCUUCUGUAAUAGAGGUGGUGCGGCCAGGAAAAAUUAGCAUGAUUGCACAUUAUUUAGACACAAUUUUGUAGUGAUUAGAAGUGAGAAUAGUUCAAAUUUCUAAACUCUGUGUUGUAUUUGUCUUCAUUCUUAUGGCAAUUGCCAAACGGCAGUGUUGUACUCUAUUAAAACGCUGAUGCUUGCUCAGAGCGGAUAAAUUUAUGUUAUUGUCUUGAACGUUUCAUA
Messenger RNA from Cajanus cajan (pigeon pea), 1634 nucleotides. RefSeq names its product FMN-linked oxidoreductases superfamily protein. Gene Ontology annotation, biological process: tRNA processing. Gene Ontology annotation, molecular function: tRNA dihydrouridine synthase activity; flavin adenine dinucleotide binding. The record is from RefSeq and is a predicted model, not a curated record. Lineage: Eukaryota; Viridiplantae; Streptophyta; Magnoliopsida; Fabales; Fabaceae.